AUGGUUUACAUACAUUUCCCAUCGAAUUUAACCGAGGAGGAACUGAUGCUGCAAGCCAAAUAUGCCAAACUACGAAAGAAGAAAAAAGCCCUCCAAGCGCUGAAGGCACCGAAACAGGAGCCGGAAAAGAAUCUGUUGCCCAAACGGCCAGCUGAUGCACGCGAUGCACGGGAAGUCGCACGAAAGCUACUUAAAAGUGGUGCCAUACAAGCUAUACAAAAACCACAGCCGAAACAGGAGGCUUCGUUCAAGCGACCGAAAGGCCAGGAGCGGAAACGCGUACAACCGGAAAUGUCACCCGCUGGACAGUAUCAAUCGUUCGGUGCGUCUACAGAGUUUGAAAGCACCAGCUCGACGAUUGCCACGUCCAGUGCUGUGGUUCCAAGUUCGGCCACACCAGCCGAAAGUCCGAACAGUCCGGUGGAGAAGGAAACAAGCCGCGUACAGAACCUCUAUCAACAAUUUGCCAAUGAGCGUGACAAGGACGAUCAGAUGGACAAAUCGAAACCACCGAGCCUCGAUGCAUCGAAGGACAAACCACGGUCCGGUAACACGGUAUACGUUUCCGGUAACAAGGUGACGGAGAACUUUCUCAAGAAGCAUUUUAGCGAUUUUGGUGAAAUUCUCAACAUUUCGAUGGAGAUCGAGAAGGGACGUGGAUUUAUCACAUUCUCGAAGACGGAAUCGGCCGACAAAGCGAUCAGUGAGCUGCACUCUAAGACGGUCGGUGGUAUACAGCUGCAAGUGCAGCUGGCUCGCCGUCAGCCACAGAUUAAUCCGAUUAACGAUGCUGGCUCUUCUGCUGUUUGGUCUGCACUGGCUACUAACCGCUCGCAAAAAGGCAAACAUAAGGACAACCGGGAGCUGGUUUGUUACGAUCAUGAUGAUAUAUUUUGA
Molecule: messenger RNA, 897 nt
Organism: Anopheles maculipalpis
Lineage: Eukaryota; Metazoa; Arthropoda; Insecta; Diptera; Culicidae
Gene: Nelf-E
Product: negative elongation factor E
Exons: 1
Coding region: 1-897 (298 amino acids)
Biological process (GO): negative regulation of transcription elongation by RNA polymerase II
Cellular component (GO): NELF complex
Molecular function (GO): RNA binding
Source: RefSeq, a predicted model, not a curated record